Molecule: messenger RNA, 4185 nt
Organism: Scomber japonicus (chub mackerel)
Lineage: Eukaryota; Metazoa; Chordata; Actinopteri; Scombriformes; Scombridae
Gene: akna
Product: AT-hook transcription factor
Exons: 22
Coding region: 1-4185 (1394 amino acids)
Biological process (GO): epithelial to mesenchymal transition; neuroblast delamination; neuroblast division in subventricular zone
Cellular component (GO): centrosome
Source: RefSeq, a predicted model, not a curated record
AUGGAGAUAAGAAAGAGCACUACGACGGGGGUCAUGUUCUGGACCCCCGCCCCGGCCCACACCUCACACACCAGCUCUGUAAUAUCCGAGGACGCGUGGGAGGAGGAGGAUGAAGAACAGGCAGAGAAAGCGGACGACUUUGUCAGCCAGAUGGAUGAGAACGGCAUCAUCGGACUGGCGGAGGCGCUGGAGGACGUGAGACUGGAGGAAACUUGCGAUUUGGACGCAGAGGGUAAUCCAGCGUGGGAUCUCGGAGCCAUCACCCCAGAGGAGGCAGACCCUAGUGGGAGUGAGAUUGAUGCGCUGCCUGAGGAGCUGAGCUACAACCUGAGUGAACAUCUGUCCUACACUGAAUCACCAGGAGAGGAUUUCCAAUUAGGUGAUGACACCUUGGAUACCUUGAAAGCACAAAUUGAGGAUGAGGAGGUGGAGGAGCUUCCUGAGAGCGACGAAUACCUAGAGGAAAAAGAUGGAGAGGAAGAGGUUAAGAGAAGUUACAGAAAUGGAACAAAACAUGAACACAGUAGCACAUCAGGAGAGCUCAGAGCUCAAACUGGUUUGGGUGAGAGCCGAACUAAAAAAAGCUCGACACAAUUUUGUAGCACUCACCCGCCAGCCGUAGAACCCGCUGCCUCCAACCACCACUGUCCAACAUACCAGUCUACCUCACCUCUCCCCUCCUCUACCCUCCCUCACCUCCGCCACUUCACUGCUGAGGAAUUAGCCGCCACUCCGGGGAUCGAAGCCGAAACACUUCCAGAUAUGGGCUUCAUAGAAAGUCUUCCAGAGUCACAAAGCGGCUGCACGAGCCUCAGGUCCAGUCCUCGCUCGCCAGGGAAAUCUGACAUGGGGGAGACGUGGGGGCUUCAAGCAGCAGCCGUCUUCCCCCAAACAAACAGUGGAGUCAGUAACAGGCUUUUAAAGUCAGAUGAGCAUCAUCAAAAGCCCACUCCUUUACCGAGGAAGAUGAAGCAGCAGUCUCCUGGUGCUACAUAUUCAAAGACUGGUCGCUCUAGUUCUCUCAGGGCAGACUGCUCCAAAUCCAGUCCAGGUAGAGAGCACAAGACACCCAAAGCCUGGACCAAUGCUGCUCUACUCCACGAAUCCAGAUUGGGGAUUCUGAGUCACCGGACACCAGACUUCUCCAAGGUGGAGCCCAAGGUCCGUUUCCCCAAAGGUGGUUACAAGCCCCCCAAGAGCAAGCACUUGUCCAAAAAGCAGUCCUUGUCCCCUGAGCCCCCGUUAGUGUUUAAAUCUCCUGCUGACAUUGUGAAAGAAGUCCUACUGAGCACCACAGGUGGACCACCUGCCCCGACAGACUCUAACAGACUACCAACCAGUGCCCCCAAGUCCACUGUGCCUCAGGACUUCAGAUGCCGCCAGCAAGCCACCACACUGCUGGAACAGCUGCAGGAAGACUACAACAGACUGCUGACUAAGUAUGCUGAGGCAGAGAAUACUAUUGAUCGCCUACGCCUAGAAGCCAAGGUGAACUUAUACUCUGACCCUCCCAAUCCCGGCCACUCUGUGCAGUCAGGACAGAGGACGGGGGCUUCCAAGAUCAUGACGCUGGAAUUUCCUCAGGCUCAGAGAGCAGAGACCAACUCAGCUACUCUUCAUCCAAACGGACACAGCCCUAAUCAGAGAAGUUCUGCAGCUCGUCCUUCUUCAUCUGCCUCUGUCUCAUCCUCAAGAAGUCCAGGUCCUCAGGUGGGGCAGCAGCUGUCCAAGAUUCUCUACAAUCAGGCCGACAAGUUCCUCCAGCAGCUGCAGACUUUUGAGGACCUCCUUAACAGUAGAAAACUCAAACCUUUUGAACAGAUGAAGGGUCUCUCACAGCUUGGUCAAGGGCUCGAUUCUUUAGAAAGGGGCUACCUGUUAGCGAGAGAUGAGCACAAACACCUGCAGCAGCAAGGAGCAGAAAUCAAUAACUUUGACCCUGAACGGGAGCUGGAUGGGCUCAUCUUUCAGUGCGGGCUGGGUAUGGAUGAGCUGAAGGAGCAGGUGGAACAGAUGCAACAGGAGCAACCCAUCUGUGAAGCACCUCCAUCUCCACCUCCUGCACCUGCCACUUUAUGUGAGGGGAGAGAAGCCCUGUCUCACACACAGGUCGUUCCAGGAGGGGCAACAGUGGUGGAGGUGAGCUUAGUUAGUGAAAAUGAUGAAGAGGAGGAAAAGACAGAAGAUGAGGAAACUCUGAAUUCUGUCUUCCUCAAACCUCUGAAUGGAAAACACAGACACGAUGGUCAAGACUUCACACCGAUAGAUCACUACCAAAGCUUCAAAGAACUUCCAACACUCCUUGACCAUGGCCUGAGAGAUGGAGCUUCCCUCUCUGUUGCUUCAAAAACUGACAUGCUGCCUGUAGAAAAGGGCAAAGAGGGACACGGUCAAGAAACAGAAGUCCAGAGAAGUCUUCCACAGAGGCAAGUUGAAUCAGACCAGCAGGACUCCUCUCCUGUUCCUUCUAGCAAAAAACGAACCAGCAAAUCCAAUCAUCCACGCAGGGCCUCCAGCCAGUCCACCGUGCUCCCCGUUCAUCCUCCCAGUAGCAGUAGGAGGUUAGAGAUGGGAAAGUCUCACAGUAGCAGUCUGAGCAGUUUGGGAGAGAUUGCUGCAUCAGAUAAGAGGAGCUCCAAACUACAAACUGGAGCCAGGAGGGUGCUUUCUCAGGAUGGCAUCAUCUCUCCAGAGACAGACAGCGGGUUUGUCGGCUCAGAGAGCAGCCAUCUGACUCCUGCAGCAGCUCCCAGUCCACUCCACCAGAGGGCGCCAGAGAGCAGUGUUUCAGUCCCUCAGGAAGUGAACUCAGGGAAGCCUCAGACCUCAGGCCCAGUCUCAGCACCUUCUGGUGGUUCUUCACCGUCACACAGACGCACGGCUUUAGAGCCCAGCAGAAUCUCUCGGCGGAGAACCAGAAACGCGAAGAAGAGACGCUCGUUCUCCUGCUCUCCCCAGCGCUGGGUCAGUGAGACAGACCAAACCAGGGCUGAGAGUGGAAGUGAGUUUGGGCUGGAGAGUGACUGCACUUACACCGUGUCUGAAGAGGGACAGAGUGACCGGUACGCCGAAUCCCUCGAUUCCUUCCACAGCUCCUACCCAAGCUCCUCCCCCGCUGCACGGCUUCACCAUGGCGAUUCUCUCAAAGCGCUGAGAUCCAGUCAGGCAGCCAAUCGCGAUGAUGCAAUCCAGACCCUGCAGGCCGAGGUGACCAGACUGAAGGGCCGAAUAGAAAAGUGUUUGAAAAAUAACCCACCUGUCAGCUCUGUGAGAGCAGCUCCUCCAGCUCAGGAGACCCGCACUCACCCUAUCACCUCUACACCUCGCAUCAGGUCUGGGGAACGCCGAACUCCAGUUGAUGAAGCUGAAGAGGAGUCUACGCUGAGACGAACAGCCAGAAAGAGAUCAGCUCCUGCACACAGACAAAAACCACAAGCUGACAUCUGUAAGUACAGUACUUCACAACUUAUAUAUAUCCGGUUCAGAGCUGGAGCCCUCCACACUUCGGCCUCAGGUGUCCAGAUGAUCCUGCUGUGUCAGUACGAGUAUCUGGAUCAGCAGGUGAACCUGACAGCACAAGUCGAGCUCCUCUUUGUCCUCAAUGUUUGUCACAAUGUCACCGAGGGCGAUCUGAAAGGCCAGUUGGUGGCAACAAAGAGUCGAUUCACUCAACCUCUCACUUACGUCACUGUCCUCACUGUGGACGCCUUAAACCAUACAGAAGCACUGAGACAGGUGAGACCAGACCAUGUGAUCACACAGGACUGUCGCAGAGACUCAGACUCGCCCCCACACACGUGCCGCAAACCAGCCAAGUCCCUGGACAGAGCAGCGAGGAGCAGAUAUUUUACAGCUGCAGCUCCUCCUUCACUGCUGCAUUGCACGCCGGUGUGCCCACCACCACUGCUGUUGUACUCUGGUCCUGUGAUGAACUCCUACCCACCUCCCAUCUACGUGUCUCCUAGCAACAGCACUGGCACAUCCUCAGGGAUCAGAGGUCGCAGGGAGGUGAGGGGGAGGACGAGACGUUCCCUAUCCGUUGAUGAGCAGCAUACCAUUGACAGCUCUCUGAACAGAGCCAUCAGAGCUGCACAGCACAUGAAACACACCUCCAGACACAUGGCCCGCUCUCUAGCUACAGGACUGCACUACCAGGAGCUGCUGUCUCAGUCCUGCAGCUACUAG